AUGUUCUCCCGAAGGAGCCACGGGGAUGUGAAGAAGUCCACGCAGAAGGUGCUGGACCCCAAGAAGGACGUGCUGACCCGCGUGAAGCACCUGCGGGCGCUGCUGGAUAACGUGGAUGCAAGUGAUCUUAAGCAGUUUUUUGAGACCAACUAUUCUCAGAUAUAUUUCAUCUUCUAUGAAAAUUUUAUAACACUGGAAAAUAGUUUGAAAUUAAAAGGGAAUAAUAAGUCACAAAGGGAGGAGCUGGACUCCAUCCUCUUUCUUUUUGAAAAAAUACUGCAGUUUCUACCUGAACGAAUUUUCUUUCGAUGGCAUUACCAGAGUAUAGGCUCAACGUUAAAGAAGCUUCUACACACUGGAAAUUCUAUUAAGAUAAGAUGUGAAGGAAUCAGGCUGUUUCUGCUGUGGCUUCAAGCACUUCAGACAAACUGUGCAGAAGAGCAGGUGCUGAUCUUUGCUUGCCUGGUGCCCGGUUUCCCAGCCAUCCUGUCGUCCAGGGGGCCCUGUACACUGGAGACACUCAUCAAUCCUGGCCCCAGCACAGCUGACGCAAAGAUAUAUCCAGAAGAAAUCACGCCACUCCUGCCAGCCAUAUCAGGGGAAAAGAUCACUGAGGACCAAACAUGCUUUUUUCUUCAAAUACUGUUGAAAUAUAUGGUUACUCAGGUCGCAAGCUUGGAGUGGAAGCACAAGGAGAAUCAAGAGACUGGUUUUAAAUUUCUUUUUACAUUGUUUAGAAAGUAUUACCUUCCUCAUUUGUUUCCAUCAUUUACCAAGUUAACGAACAUCUACAAGCCUGUGCUUGACAUCCCCCACUUGAGACCAAAGCCCGUGUAUGUUGCUACAACUCGAGACAGUGAGAACACUUACAGCACAAAAACCCCAUACAUGGCAGCUCGCGUUGUUUUUAUUAAGUGGAUCGUGACUUUCUUUUUGGAAAAAAAGUAUCUAACUGCAACACAAAACGCUAAGAAUGGAGUUGAUGUAUUGCCCAAAAUCAUUCAGACUGUCGGGGGUGGAGGUGCGGUGCCGGAGCGGGCACCGGAGCUGGAUGGCGGCGGGGCGACAGAGGAGGACAGAAGCCACUCGGACAGCGGCACCCUGUCCGAGCGCCGGCUCAGCAGCUGCAGCGUCUGUGGUGUUGAAGAGGAGCACCGUGCCGUGUACGAGAUGGUCCAGCGCAUCCUCCUGUCCACGCGUGGCUACGUCAACUUCGUGAACGAAGUGUUCCGCCAGGCAUUUUUGCUGCCUUCCUGUGACAUAGCUGUAAGCAGAAAAGUAGUUCAAGUGUACAGAAAGUGGAUCCUCCAGGACAAACCUGUGUUCAUGGAGGAACCAGACAUAAAAGAAGUUGCCCAAGAAGAUGCUGAAAAAUUCGGACUUUCAGAGACUGAUAACAAGCAGACCUCAUCUGAAAGUUCUGGUCACAAGCGAUCUUCCAGUUGGGGGCGAACUUAUUCUUUCACGAGUGCUGUGAGCAGAGGGUGUGUGACCGAAGAGGAGAAUAAGAACGUGAAGGCUGGGGCCCAGGCUAUGCUGCAGGUAUUUUUGACAAAUGCUGCAAACGUCUUUUUGCUGGAACCGUGUGUGGAAGUUCCCAUGCUCUUGAAGGAGCAAGUUGAUGCAUGUAAAGCUGUUCUGAUUAUUUUUAGGAGCAUGAUAAUGGAGCUUACAAUGAAUAAAAAGACAUGGGAACAGAUGUUGCAAAUACUACUCAGGAUAACAGAAGCUAUCAUGCAGAAGCCAAAGGAUAAACAAAUAAAGGACUUGUUUGCCCAGAGCUUGGCAGGGUUACUGUUUAGGACGCUCAUAGUGGCCUGGAUCCGCGCAAACCUCUGCGUGUACAUUUCUCGGGAGCUCUGGGACGACUUCCUCGGGGUGCUGUCCUCCCUCACGGACUGGGAGGAACUCAUCCACGAGUGGGCCAGCAUCAUGGACUCCUUGACGGUGGUGCUUGCCAGGACCGUGUACGGAGUUGAGAUGACAAACCUACCUCUGGACAAAUUAAGUGAACAGAAGGAGAAGAAGCAGCGAGGCAAAGGCUGUGUUCCAGAUUCUCAGAAAGGAACCACCGUGGGGAGAUCCUUUUCUCUGAGCUGGCGGAGCCACCCCGAUGUGGCCGAGCCCAUGAGAUUCAGGAGUGCCACCACAUCCGGGGCGCCGGGAGUUGAGAAAGCAAGAAACGUCGUCCGCCAGAAAGCAACCGAAGUGGAAGAAUGCCCGCAGCCGGAAAAUGCAGCUGCAGCCGAAUCCGGCCCCCUGGCAGCAGCCGAGCAGCAGCCAAUGGUUCGGAGCAGCAGCAGCCCUGACGUCACGGAGCCACUGUGCUCAGAGGCCCCUCCGGGUCAAAAGGUAGAAAAUGCACAGAAUGUGAGUUCUUCAGAGCCCAGGCCUGUUCAGGAGAACAAAGGACAUGAGAAGAAAGAACAUGAAGGAAUAACAAUCUCAGUACGAAGAAGCAGCAGCCCCGCUGAAUUGGAUUUGAAAGAUGAUUUGCAGCAGACGCAAGGAAGAUACAGGGGGAGACAGAAGAGUGACAGUGUCAGCAGUGACCCUGCUCUGGGCUGCAACACUGAGGCAGAGCUGUCCCUGAGCCCGUGGCAGAUCUGCGAGGAAGACCCGGAACUGAGCACGCCCACGGAUGCUGUGACUGACUCCGAUGCCCGCCACUGGUUACAGCUCAGUCCCACGGAUGCUUCCAACCUCACAGAUAGCAGCGAAUGCCUUGCUGAUGACUGUAGCAUAAUCGCUGGGGGGACCCUCACGGGUUGGCACCCAGACUCGGCCGCUGUGUUAUGGCGAAGAAUCUUGGGAAUCCUCGGAGACGUGAAUAACAUCCAGUCACCCAAGAUCCACGCCAGAGUGUUUGGCUCUCUCUGUGAACUCUGGUACAAGCUAGCGAAGAUACGGGAUAACCUAGCAAUAAGCCUGGAUAACCAGUCUUCUCCGUCUCCUCCUGCCUUGAUCCCACCCCUCAGAAUGUUUGCAUCAUGGCUAUUUAAGGCAACAACGCUGCCCGAUGCAUAUAAAGAAGGCAAACUCCAAGCCUACAAGCUGAUCUGCGCCAUGAUGACCCGACGCCAGGACGUGCUGCCCAACUCGGACUUCCUGGUGCAUUUUUACCUCGUCAUGCACCUGGGACUAACCAGCGAGGACCAGGAUAUCUUAAAUACCAUUGUAAGGCACUGCCCACCCCGCUUUUUCUCCCUGGGUUUGCCCGGCUUCUCCAUGCUGGUGGGGGACUUCAUCACGGCCGCUGCCAGGGUCCUCAGUGCAGACACGCUGGCGGCCCCUCGUUUGGAAGCCCUCACCAUUCUCGGGUCUCUGGUCUGCUUUCCCAACACCUACCGUGAGAUCCCUCUGUGGCAGCCGGUGCCCGAAGUUACCGAAGUCACCAGGGGAACGGAAGAUGUCAAGCAGUACCUCAUGAGUAUUUUACUGAAGAAUGCCACAGAGGAACCAAAUGAGUGUGCAAGGUGCAUUGCCAUUUGCUCCCUUGGGGUCUGGAUCUGUGAAGAGCUUGCACAGGGCACGAACCAUCCGCAGCUGAGAGAGGCCGUCAACGUGAUAGGCGUCACUUUGAAGUUUCCUAACAAAAUCGUGGCCCAGGUAGCUUGUGAUGUGCUUCAGUUGCUGGUUUCCUACUGGGAAAAGCUUCAGAUGUUUGAAACCUCUCUGCCUCGGAAAAUUGCAGAAAUCCUUGUGGCCACAAUUGCUUUUCUUUUACCAAGUGCAGAGUACUCCUCAGUGGAAACAGAUAAGAAGUUCCUCGUGUCCCUGCUGCUCUGCCUCCUGGACUGGUGCAUGGCGCUGCCGGCGGGCACCCUCCUCCACCCCGUGUCCACGGCGGCCCUGGACGAGCAGCCCGCGGCCCGGACCCCCUUGCUGGAUUACAUCUACAGGGUUCUGCACUGCUGUGUUUGCGGCUCAAGCACGUACACCCAGCAGAGCCGCUACACCCUGACCCUGGCUGACCUGUCGUCCGCGGAUUACGACCCCUUCCUCCCACUGGCAAACGUGAAGAAUUCUGAGCCAGUCCAAUGUCAUUCAUCAGCAGAACUGGGCAACCUGCUUACUGUCGAAGAGGAGAGGAGGCGAAGGAGCAUGGAGCUGAUCCCGCUGACUGCGCGCAUGGUGAUGGCGCACCUAGUGAACCACCUGGGACACUUCCCCCUGCGCGGGGGCCCCGCCGUGCUGCACAGCUUGGUCAGUGAGCACCACGACAACACACACGCCGACGCUGCCGAGCUCUCCCCUGACGUGUUCAGGAGCCCGAACCUGCAGUUGUUUGUGUUCAACGAUAGCACCCUCAUCUCCUACCUGCAGACACCCGCGGCGGGUCCUCCCGGCGGGUCGCCAGAGGGCGCCCCCUCGGACGUGAGAGUGAUCGUGAGGGACAUCUCGGGGAAGUACUCCUGGGACGGGAAGGUGCUCCAUGGACCUCUGGAAGGCUGCUUAGCCCCAAAGGGCAGAAGUCCCUCGUUCCUGAUCUCGGGCUGGCGUCACCAAACACCUGGACCUCAGAGGGAUCUUUCUCAGACUGAGGAGGGGGAGGACGUCCUCAACAAAUUACUUGAAAACAUUGGCCACACGAGUCCCGAAUGCCUUUUACCGUCACAGCUCCAUCUCAACGAGCCUUCCCCACCCCCACGUGGAAUGAACCGUGCCCAAGAGAAGGAAAUCACCGAGAUCCUCCUGCGCCAGAGCGCACAGGAAGAUGAGUAUGUCCAGAGGUGCGACUUGGACGUGGCCAUGAAGGUUGCCAGCCAGGAGCCGCCAUCACCAGUGGAGCCCCGGGGAGCCUUUUACUUCUGCAGGUUGCUGCUCGAUGACUUGGGAAUGAAUUCUUGGGACAGAAGGAAGAAUUUCCAUCUGUUGAAGAAAAAUUCAAAAUUAUUGAGAGAGCUAAAAAAUCUGGACUCCCGACAGUGCCGUGAAACGCACAAAAUCGCCGUGUUUUACGUUGCUGACGGCCAAGAAGACAAGUGCUCGAUCCUUUCCAAUGAAAGAGGAAGCCGAGCGUACGAAGACUUUGUUGCUGGACUGGGAUGGGAGGUGGACCUCUCAACCCACUGCGGGUUCAUGGGCGGACUUCAACGCAACGGCAGCACGGGCCAGACUGCCCCCUACUACGCUACCUCGACCGUGGAAGUGAUUUUCCACGUUUCAACUCGGAUGCCAUCAGACUCAGAUGAUUCGCUCACCAAAAAGCUCCGUCACUUGGGGAAUGACGAGGUCCACAUCAUCUGGUCUGAACACUCCCGGGACUACCGCAGGGGGAUCAUCCCCACCGCCUUCGGAGACGUUUCAAUCAUCAUCUACCCCAUGAAGAAUCACAUGUUCUUUAUCACGAUAACGAAGAAACCCGAGGUUCCGUUUUUUGGGCCCCUGUUUGAUGGAGCAAUCGUGAGUGGGCAGCUCCUGCCAAGCCUUAUCUGCGCCACUUGCAUCAACGCCAGCAGGGCCGUGAAGUGCCUCAUCCCCCUCUACCAGAGCUUCUACGAGGAGAGAGCUCUGUAUCUCGAAGCAGUAAUCCAGAACCACCGCGAAGUCAUGACGUUUGAGGAUUUCACAGCCCAGGUCUUCUCCCCGUCUUCCAGCUACUCCGUCAGCGGAACUGCCCCUCAGCCACGGAAUUGCCCCAACCCCGGGCUCACUGGGGCCAGCCCCCAGGGCGGCACGAGCCACAAAGCCCAGGUGCCCAUGUCGCCCGGGCAGAACAGCGCUCGAGGAAAGGCCGGGCGGGGGCAGUGGCUCUCAGCAGCCAGGAGUGGAAUCGCCCCCUUUGCGGCCAGCCUGCUCAAUCCGCAGCUGCCGCCUCCCCAUCAAUCACGGGGUGCAGUGGGCACAGUGGGAGCCAGGGGACGGGCCAACGGAAAGAUGCACGAAGGCCGCUUUGCUGCAAGAGCUUCGCAGCUCAUCAAAGUUGGCAUCACCCUGCCCACCCGCCACGCCGCAGUGCAGGACCGAGAGGGGCCCCCUCCUGCCCCCCUAAUUGGAUGGGCCCUGGCCACCAGGCUGAGCCUCCUGCACGGCGCCUCUCGGGGAGUGUGA
This is a messenger RNA of Lipotes vexillifer (Yangtze River dolphin), 6054 nucleotides long. RefSeq names its product Ral GTPase activating protein catalytic subunit alpha 2 (gene RALGAPA2). Gene Ontology annotation, molecular function: GTPase activator activity. Gene Ontology annotation, biological process: positive regulation of GTPase activity; regulation of small GTPase mediated signal transduction. Bases 1 to 6054 code for a protein of 2017 amino acids. Gene Ontology annotation, cellular component: cytoplasm; nucleus. The transcript has 43 exons. The record is from RefSeq and is a predicted model, not a curated record. NCBI's taxonomy places the organism in Eukaryota, Metazoa, Chordata, Mammalia, Artiodactyla, Lipotidae.